Molecule: messenger RNA, 516 nt
Organism: Vicia faba (fava bean)
Lineage: Eukaryota; Viridiplantae; Streptophyta; Magnoliopsida; Fabales; Fabaceae
Source: the annotation of a GenBank genome assembly
AUGGGGUGCUGUUCAGAAAAAACGCAAAGCCCAAUCACAUACAGUCUAGAUAGAAGUGAGAUUUUUGUCCUUCAGCUCUCAAUUGUACCAAAAAUGGUGUACGGGCCUAGCAAGGGAAUUGUGGUUUUCGGUCCACAAUCUAGUCUAAUUCAACGUCCUGAAUCUAAAUCUAACACUGAUUUCCACAGAUUCAGCGUGGAACUCUCUACAUCUAAAGAAAACCGAAAGAAGAAACCUAAAAGACGACUAACGGAAUCUGCCGGAGCAAAUUCCGGUGAUUCAUCGAUAGAUCUGCCGGAGCAAAUUCCGAGAAGGGUGAGAUUGAGAGGUGGUUAUAAACAGUUAGAAGGGCUGGACAUGGACUGUUUGGUGCAUUACUGUUUUGGUGUUCUGCUUAUUAAAGGUAGGACGCCAAGCACGGAGAUGAAGUUAUAUCGUGCCAGCAAAGCAUGGUCUGAUGUAGAUAUUGAUAGUUAUGCAGCAGCAAGUUGGUACAAAGGCUAUUGGAAAACUUAA